AACUAACACAAAUUACUUCAAAAAAUGUUCAAGUUCUUAAAUUUGUGCGCUUUUUUAUAUUUUGUAUCGUUGGUGACAUCGCAAAGUGUAGACGAUGUGGAAUAUUGUACAAUUGAAACAGAGAGUGGAUUUAUUCGUGGCAAAGAGAAUUACACAUUGUUCGACAGUAAAUUGUAUUACUCAUUUCGCGGCAUUCCUUUUGCAAAGCCACCGAUCAAUGAUCUUCGAUUCAAAGCUCCCGUUAAAAACGAUCCGUGGCUAGGAGUACUUGAUGCAUUUAAUUUUAAAGACGAAUGUCUUCAAAAAAGUCUACACAACAUAUUUGGUUCGGAAAAUUGCUUGUAUUUAAACGUGUUCGUUCCAUUGAAUUGCGCGCAAAUCAAUUCAAGUGCAAAACUUCCGGUGUUAAUUUAUAUUUAUGGUGGAAUAUUUUUGUUUGGUACACCGCGAUACAUGAUGCCGGAUUUUUUAAUAGAUAACGAUGUCAUAGUUGUUACGUUUAGCUACAGAUUGGGUAUCAUGGGAUUGGUAUCUUUGAAUUUGCCAGAGUAUUCGGGUAAUAUGGCAAUGAAAGAUCAAAGACAGGUUCUGAGAUGGGUGAAUGAGAAUAUUGAACGAUUUGGUGGUGAUAAAAAUCGAGUUACUCUCAGUGGACACUCUUCUGGCUCUAUUUGUACCAAUUUUCACGUAAUGUCACCUCAGUCAAAGCAUUUGUUCCAAAGAGGUCUUAUGUUAGAGGCAUCCGCUCUCAACUCACUUUUACCAUCAAGUGGUGAAUUUUAUACAAAUUUGUUGUAUGGAUUAGCGAGGAACUUAAAUUUUCCGGCUUCAAAUAAAUAUGAUCUGAUUAAAUUCUUGAAUCAAAUUGACGGCGAAGUUUUGGUGAAUAGACUGUAUCCUAAUCUUAAAUUUAUGGAUAACGGUCGUGUUGGUUUUUACGUUUGGAAUUUUAUCGUUGAACCAAAAGAUGCAAUCGAUCCAUUUUUAACCGAAUUGCCUUUUGACAUUUUGACGAGUGACAACUACGAAAGCAACAUCGACACCUUGUACACUGUUGCGCCUAUGGAAUAUAUAAAUGUUGAUCGAAACCAAUUUGAUACCGAGUCUUUGAAACGCAUUGACGAAAUUUUCGAGUUUGAACUUCCGUUAGGAAAAGAACCAAUGGACUUCGAUUCGGCUGCUUACAAAGAUAUUUCGAAUAAUAUUCGAAACUUUUAUUUCGGCGGCGGAUCAGUUAAAACGCCAAAUAUUCCACAGUUAUUUGAUUUGUUGUCAGAUAUCAAUCUUGUAUAUGGAAUGGACCUGACUACACGUAUUCAAGCUAAAAAAUCCACCGGACGUACAUAUUACAGCCAAUUUUCGGUUGACACUGAUUUUAGCUUCAGCAAUAAAUACACACAAUCGGCAAACCUUCCAGUUAGGUUUUCGAUGCAUGUGGAUUUAUUGUAUUAUUUGUUUCGAUACACCGAAUCUCCAGUUGGAGAUGCUUUCUCUGACAAGUAUUAUCAAAAUCUCGAUACAACUACGCGCAAAAUUAUUCAAAAUACUGCCAAGUUUUUCGCGGACUUUAUAAAGUUUGGAAAUCCAAUGCCGAAUGAUGAGCCCAUCGUGCUUAAAAUGCCGAAUUCCAAUCAUUUGAAUUACUUUGACAUUAGAAAUGAAGGGAUUUUUGCCGAAACCGAUUUAAACGAGGUUCGAAUGAAAUUUUGGGAUGACAUUUUCACCAAUUAUAAACAUGAAUUGAAUACAACCUUCAACUUUCACAUCCUAAGAGAUGAUGUUUCUUUGUAAACUUGUGAAAAAGAAAAUUAAUCAACAUUUAAUACAUGCAUUUUUGGGGUUUUGUCAAAGUUGGCCGGGAGCGUCACUUGAAGAACUCUAUAGUAUUUUUUUUAUUGAGUAAAGGCAAAAUAAAAACCUCCAGCAAGUCUUAAAGCUGUAGAUAUGGUUUUUUCUACUACUAUUUAGGUACUUUACUCGCAAUAUAUAUAAAAAAAACCAAAGACUCAAAAAUAAAUAUGAAUUUAUGUUGAAAA
Messenger RNA from Contarinia nasturtii (swede midge), 2036 nucleotides. RefSeq names its product esterase B1-like. The transcript is spliced from 10 exons. Bases 25 to 1791 code for a protein of 588 amino acids. The record is from RefSeq and is a predicted model, not a curated record. NCBI's taxonomy places the organism in Eukaryota, Metazoa, Arthropoda, Insecta, Diptera, Cecidomyiidae.